AUGUCUGCUGCGACUAUUGCUCGCUGGAAUGCAAUCUCACUAAGCGGAGAACGGCCGCUGAAGCGCUCUCGCUCUAUCUCUGAUGAUGAAGAAGACAAUGUCUCACUCGUCUCUCGCAGCCCAUCUCCAGUUUCAAUUCCAAUGGAGGUUGACCCCUACAAAUAUGACGAAUACGUUUCUCGGCCAGCAGCCCCAGAAACCAUCACUGUCGAAAGUCGGAUAAAACCCACCAACAAAGGCUUCGCAAUGCUAGCUAGGCUAGGAUGGCGCGAAGGAGAGCCGCUGGGCUUGUCUCCAGAGGGCAGAGUCGACCCAGUUCCCUUCCACAUGAAGCAAGACUCUCUGGGGCUGGGUCGUUUGACUCAGGAUAUUCGCAUGAUAGAGACAACUGUGUCGCAAAGACGCGACAUGGACUCUGAACGGAUGAGUAGAGAGUCGGACGAACAACGUAAAGCCAGAGAGGUCAGUCUCUCCAUAGAUCAGCGACAUAACCUGUUAACCUGCAUCAAGGACAACGUAGCCCGUCGCUCUGCCUUGGAGACUCAGCUCUCAUCAACCAUCAAAGCAUUCCAUUGUGAGCUUUGCGACAAGCAGUUCAAGAAUAUCGCGGCCUACACUGAACAUACCAAUUCAUAUGCGCACCAUCACAAAGCUCGGUUUAAGGACAUGCAAUCAAGCAUGCGAGGAACACAAGACGAGGCCGAGAAGCGGAAAGAGAAGGAGCGCAAGCGAGAGGAGAAAGAAAUGCGAAAAAUGGCCGCUGCAAAAGGAAUUAAACUGAUAAAACCAACCACGGUUGUGCCAUCCAGUUCUGGUCCUAGCCAUUCCGAUAUGGACAUCGAUGGCGAGCCUAUUAUUACUGAACCAACUCCACAGUCGGGUUUUAAAGCCUCAGGGUGGACGACAGUAGCGUCAUCCUCUGAACCGCCAAACCCUGCAACGACGACGCCCACUCCAGCCGCCCCACCACCGCCACCACCAUCUGAACCACCACUUCCUCCUCCUAUUACCACACACCCAAUACCACCACCAGUUUCUGCCGCCGAACAACCCACUGGAAAAGCUCAUGCUUCUCGACUGGGCUGGCAGCAGUUCCAGAAAAAACGUCGAUAA
Molecule: messenger RNA, 1113 nt
Organism: Mycena indigotica
Lineage: Eukaryota; Fungi; Basidiomycota; Agaricomycetes; Agaricales; Mycenaceae
Exons: 4
Coding region: 1-1113 (370 amino acids)
Molecular function (GO): nucleic acid binding
Source: RefSeq, a predicted model, not a curated record